AUUUCGUGUGUGUUUGUGUAUGUAGAAAGGGGUGGACUUGAGAAACAAGAAAUUCUGGAUGUUGCUUCGUUAGAAAGUAAAGGUUUCAGAUAACUGCAUAGAUGAAAUGUUGUGUAAUUGGAAAUUAAAAAAAAAAUGCGGUGAAAAUAGUACGGGUGAGAUUUUGAAGCUAAUCCCUCUUCCGCCAAAAAUGUGGGAUUUGCAAAAAAAAAAAAAAAAAAAAAAAUAUUGUCAAAGAUCCUAAUCCCACCCCCUGGAAAAAAAUGUGGUAGUCUAAAAUUGCAUAGCUAGGGGGAAAGACCCUGGGUUUACGUGGAAAACUUAGUAUUAAUCGCGUUCGUGCCUGUUUGUGUUUUGUACGUUCGGGAUGUGUGUUCUGGUCUGUAUUUAGGCUGCAGUUUUCCCCUCUUGUUUGUUCCAAACCCCAUGAAACGGCGGAGAAGCCCUUUGGAAUUGCUUUUCAGAUGGACCUUCCGUAGGGUCUUCUAAAGUUUAUCAAAUAAGAAGACUGUGUUUUGGCUUUUUUGGGUUUUGUUUUGUUUGUUUUGGUUUAAAUUCUUUAAUGUUUUAGACAGUUUCCGGGUGGCAGGGGACGUUAUGUGUUGGGGGUUGUUUUUUUUGUUUUUUUUUUUUUCCUCUUAAAGCCGUCUCCCAGACUCUUGGAGAUGCGUGGUUUUUAUUUAAGCGGGUGGGGGAUGGGGAAGGAGGGAGAGUAUGUUUUGGUUGGUUUUCCUUUUCCCGGGAAAGCCUGGAUGUCUCCUGCCGUGGGAGACCCCUCCCAGCAGGGCCGCGGUGUUGGGAGUGCCGGGGUGCCGGCGUUCGGCAGAGUGGCGGGGGUGCGGGAGGCGCCGCCGGCCCCUCUCCGCUCCAGCGGCCGAGGUAGCGCCUCUCCCGGCAGCGGCCUCUACGCAAGGCCGGGGAUCGGCGGCCUAGUGCUGGCAGCGGGGGGAGGAAGCGAGCGAGGGUUCCCGCGCCCUCUGUGUGGGAGCCAGCCCCUGGAUUUAGUUUUUCAAAUGAGACACGGGAAUGCGAGCUGGGUGGGCAGAAACCCAGGAAGAAGUGGUUUAGGCAUAGGCAGCGUUACCCCCCAGCUCUGUCCUGGCUCCUUGGCUGCGCUGCAGUGGGGGCAGGAGGAAGGGUGGCCUGUGGUACAUGAAAGUGUUGUGUGUGGAACACAAGGCUGAAGCGGGUGGAAAAUGAGGUAAUGGGGGAUGAUGUGGUCAGUUGAGGCUUUAGCCCCCACCACCAUCUCCCUCUCAGGGAAACUUAAAGAGUCACCGCUUUUAUUUUCAGUGGGGGGUGAGCUGGUUGUUGCUGCCUUGCUCUGCAUUCACUGGGUGCAGUGAAUAUUGCUGGGUGCAGCUGGUGGCACCCCAAUGACCCCAGUGAUGCUGCAAGGCAGGAGUGGCACCAGUGGGGUGCUGGGAUGUGAGAUGGUGGCCGUGGAAGUUCCUUGGGGCGGCUGGUGCAGGGAGGGACAGAGGAGUCAGCCCCGCUGGGCACAACACAGUGGUGGGGAAUCCAAGAGCGGUUGGCUGUGAGAAGCAGUGAAACCCAGGGAGUGGGGCAUGGCAGAAAGCAGCUGCAGGAGCGAGCAAGAGCCCAGUUAUGUAGUGAGCUCUGUAGUUUGUCCUUUAUUUGAUGUAUGCCCCGUUAGCUAUUCUGCUGCACCACUAAGGUGGUCAAACUGCAGACAGAAGAAGACUCCCAUGUUUCAGACCAGUGCAUCCUGGAACCUUUUUCCUGGGGAGCUCCAGUCUCAGCUCUACAACCUGCCACUUGCAUCUGAGGGUACUUAUUUGUAGCUGAAAUGUUACAGUCCGUGCCUGGAAGUCAGUCAAGUGUCAGUUCAUUGCCAUCUCAGAAAUACAGUAUGAAAAACUUUGCCCAAAUUCAGCUCUGGCAGGGUUAUCAAUAAGAGCUGUGUCCUUGGUAAGAUAAACUCAAGUCUUUCUGUUCAUCUCAUUUUUCUAUUAUCUACCCAUCUAGAGGAUAUCCACCCAGUUUGUGAUUCAGUCACCCAGUUCAGUGGCUCAUGCUUCCUUCUAAAGGCAAGAAAACCAUUUUGCCUGUCUAUAUCAUUUUAAUCCUGUCUGGCAAAUGGUUUGUAAUUUGUUGACAAGCUGUGAAUAAAGUUCUCUCUAGAUGCUAGACCAGGGAGGAUAAAUGUCUCUGGACUAAAAGGAUAAGAGUUUUGUAGUGGACAUAUAAAUACUCAGUAUUUGAAUUUUGCUGGUGAUUUGAGUGGACAAGUCUGGACAGAGAUUUGGUGGGGGAGAGAAAAGGGGCACUUAGACACAGUGCUUCAUAAAGUAUUUUCUACUGUGUUUCUAAAAAUAUUUGAAAGCCCAAGAAAACAAAAGCUAAACAAGCUUUGCACUUAAAAUUAAUUAUGCAGUAGCUGUGGUAUAGUGUGUAGCAGAACUGAAGUGUUGCUCAUGUGGGUGGCUCACUGUGUGUUGGGUUUGCUGGUGUAACAAGUGCAUGGCUUGGUCUGAAUGUUAAAUGCAACACGGUGAAGAGGCUGGAACGAUGAGGGGACGCAGAAGUGACUGAGUUUGCUGGUGAGGUGGUGGAGGAGGAGGUGUGAGGAGCAAAAAGAGGAGUCUGAUUGGCAGCCUCCUGCAGUGGUUGGGGCAGGCAGGACAGGUGAGGGGUCUGCCACACGUGAAGGAGAUUGCAGGUGUGGAGUCACAUUGAAGGGGAAAGAAAGGUAGUCGUUGUGAGAGAUGUGCAAGAAGUUGUUGGGUAGAGCACAUGGUGAGUGCUUUGAAGGUGUUGCGGUGAGGGGAUGAGUCUUAUGUGCAAAGUCAUGACAUAAACCUGGAGGUGUGACAGACCUUUAGCAGAGAAAGCUGGUCACCCACUUGCAGGGAGGGAGGAGUGUGGGGCAGUACCAGGGAGCUCCAGUCUAGAGGGGAGAUCAGGCCUAUGGUUUAUGUUUAAAGAAGGCAAUGGAGGGUUUUGGGUUGAAGAACAUUUACUCUGGAAGAUGAGGGUAGAACUGCAGAGCAUAAACAACAUUCAGGGCACAGAAGGUUGCCUUUUACCAGGGUUUUAUAGCAAGGAUCAAACUGUAGCUGUGUAUUGUGGGACUUACAGAGAUGUUAUAGGCUGGUCAGCCAUCCACAUGAAGCAAGGGUGAGUAUAGUCAAGCUGCAUGCAGUAGCAGUAGUGAUGAGGAGAGGAAAAAACAGAAGGGGAGCUUCAGGAUGCAAGAAGAGCUGGGUAACUCUAGAAAAGAGACAUUCUGUAGCCAUUCCCAGUAGUCCUUUGGCUGCACUCCAGGUUUGGGUCAGUAACAUUUGCAUGCCCUUCUCUCUGGGCAAGCAGCAGUAAUCAGUUCUCUCUGUAGCACAGGCUCACAUCCUGCGGUGUAGGAUGUUUUAGCAGCGGGGUCAGGGUAGCUGUGAGAACAGGUACUGAUCUCUUCUUCACUCCUUGCAGUGUUUUAAAGGCUGAGCUCAGAAACAGAAGUAGACCAUGUGUAUUGAAAGCUUUUUAAGGUGGUGAUGUGUUUUGUGGAUAUACACAAUUGUAAAGGUGUGCCACAGCAUUUUUGGAAUGCGGCCAUUGACUUGGUGGUGACCACUUGAACACUGCCCUCCCCACAGUCGCCAAUAAUCUCCCUUUUCAUCAGAUCCUUGGGCUUCUGCUGCACUUCCCUGACUUUUGUUCCCUCCAGCAUGACUCAGGGAGCAGCAAGAGCAGGGCUGCACCUCCAGGCAGGACAAGCAAGUAGCUGAAGGUGAUGGCAGUCACCAGCAAUGCCCUCACUCACAGGGUACAGUCCCACCACACAUGAACAGUGUAGGUAGAACUAGAUGCCAAUAAGAGUGGUCCAUCAGCAGUCCCAAAGAAGAUGAGGUGGUGAAUCUGGUGCAGGUCCACCCAGCGAUUCCAGAGGUAGGAGAUGGUGCCAGAGACAGGAGUGGGAACAAGCUGCCUGCAGUGGAGGUCUAAGGUUUGUCCCAGAGAUAGAACUGAGGACAAGUUCACCUACAGUAUAGCUCAGACAAGGCAGGAGCUGGACCUCUGCUGAAACGGGGCUCCUAGACAAUGGACAGAGGACAGAGGUGGGGGUCCAAGCAACCAUAAUGGAGAGGCAGAAGAGAAAACAAGAAAUAGAGAAAGGACUUCAGUUCAUUCAGUCCACAUUACCCCUAAGCCAAGAAGAUUAUGAGGCCUUUUUGCAGAAGUUGGUGAGAAACUUGUUUGCAGAGGGCAAUGAUUUGUUCCGAGAGAAGGAUUUCAAGCUUUCCCUGGUCCAGUAUGUAGAAGGGCUGAAUGUGGCAGACUAUGCAGCCUCUGAUGAGGUGACCAUCCCAAAGGAACUCCUCUGCAAGCUCCAUGUCAACCGAGCUGCCUGCUACUUUGCCAUGGGGUUGUAUGAGAAGGCGCUGGAAGACAGCGAGAAGGCUUUGAGUCUCGACAAGGAGAACAUCCGAGCGCUAUUCCGGAAAGCCCGUUCCUUAAAUGAACUGGGAAGACACAAGGAAGCGUAUGAGUGCAACAGCCGAUGCUUGCUGUCCCUCCCACAUGAUGAAAGUGUCACACAACUGGGGCAGGAGCUUGCCCAGAAGCUGGGACUGAGGGUUCGAAAAGCAUACAAAAGACCUCAGCAGGAAUUGGAAACAUUCUCACUACUCAGUAAUGGCACGUCAAUCAGUUCAUCAAACCAGACUACUUCCAAUGGAUUGGGCUCAAUAGAUGACAUCGAAACAGACUGCCCUAUGGACCUGCAGUGCCUCCCAGCUCCUGUGGCCACCUCCAUCCCUGUGAAUGAGGGGCUGGCCCCUUUGCCUUCUGACUCAGAUGCAAAGGGCUUGCCCACCUCGCUUCCUGCUGCCAGCUUGCUCCCAUCUCCAGACUGUGUACCCUUGCCAGUGCCUGAGAACACAGAGGAUUUCACAGAUGGGGAUAUCAUUGGGGAAGAACUAGACUCCCUCCUGGAUUCCCUUGCUGAAGGGUCACCAUACCCUCUAUCUUUGGUCCAGGGCACCAUUCCUACCAACCUGCCAACAGAGAUGCCCCAGUUGAUUCCUGUGUUUCCGGGGGGAACUCCACUGCUGCCUCCAGUUGUGACAGCCAGCAUCCCUGUCUCUACCCCUCUGCCACCUGCCUCCUUUGGCCUGGUGAUGGAUCCCACCAAGCAGCUCUCCUCCUCCUCUGUUCUGGAUGCCUUUGAGGCCCCACCAGGAGGAAGUGGCGGCUCCACUUUAGAUUCGCUGGAUUCCCUGGAUCUGCUUCCAUACACAGAUACACGGCUUGAUGCCCUGGAUUCCUUUGGGACAAGCAGGGGGUCGCUGGAUACCUUGGAUUCCUUUGCCAUUGAAGAAACUAGCUCUCAGGAACUGCGACACCCACCCGGCAGCCAAAAACCAGCCCCAGUGGUGAGUGAGCUACUGCCCCGUGCCGACGUCCCAGGGUGCUCUGGAGCCAAGGUCAGCCUUGGUGGAGUGAGUCACCCAGCUGUGCCCAAGGCCACUGAACACCUGCUGUCCCAGCCAGAACCAGUAAUGCCCAACACGGCUCUGCUGGUGAAGAACCCCCUGGCAUCUACUCACGUUUUCAAACAGGCCUGUCAUAUCUGCUACCCCAAAACAGGGCCCAAGGCUGGUGAUUACACCUAUCGGGAAGGCUUGGAGCACAAGUGCAAGCGGGACAUCCUGCUGGGCAGGCUGAAGAGCUCAGAAGACAAGACCUGGAAGAGAAUCCGUCCUCGCCCAACCAAAACCAACUUUGUAGGAUCCUAUUAUCUGUGCAAAGAUAUGCUUAACAAGCAGGACUGUAAGUACGGGGAUAACUGCACCUUCGCGUACCACCAGGAAGAGAUCGACGUGUGGACGGAGGAGAGGAAGGGGACCCUCAACCGUGACCUCCUCUUUGACCCGCUAGGUGGGAUCAAGCAGAGCAGCCUCACAAUUGCCAAGCUCCUCAAGGAACAUCAGGGCAUCUUCACCUUCCUCUGUGAGAUUUGCUUUGACAGCAAACCCCGGAUUAUCAGCAAAGGGACCAAGGACACACCAUCUGUCUGCUCCAACCUUUCUGCAAAACACAUUUUCCAUGACAACAAGUGUCUGGUCCACAUUGUGCGUUCCACCUCCCUGAAAUAUUCCAAGAUCCGUCAGUUCCAGGAGCACUUCCAGUUCGACGUGUGCCGACAUGAGGUGCGUUACGGCUGCCUGCGUGAGGACAGCUGCCACUUUGCUCACAGUUUCAUUGAGCUCAAGGUCUGGCUGCUGCAGCAAUAUUCAGGAAUGACCCAUGAAGAUAUCGUGCAGGAGUCUAAGAAGUACUGGCAGCAGAUGGAGGCACAUGCCAGCAAACCAGCCAACAGCGUGGCUUCUCCCCGGAAUCCCACGUCAAGCACCUUUGACCUCCAGAUGAAAUUUGUGUGUGGCCAGUGCUGGAGGAACGGGCAGCUGGUGGAGCCAGAUAAAGACCUCAAGUACUGUAGUGCCAAAGCCCCCCACUGCUGGACGAAGGAACGCCGUGUCCUGCUGGUGAUGUCCAAAGCUAAGAAGAAGUGGGUGUCAGUCCGACCGCUGCCUUCCAUCCGUAACUUCCCACAGCAAUAUGAUUUGUGUAUCCAUGCACAGAAUGGCAGGAAGUGCCAGUAUGUGGGCAACUGCUCCUUUGCCCACAGCCCUGAGGAGAGGGACAUGUGGACCUUCAUGAAGGAAAAUAAAAUACUAGAUAUGCAGCAGACCUAUGACAUGUGGCUAAAGAAACACAAUCCUGGGAAGCCUGGAGAGGGAACACCACUCACCUCGCGAGAAGGGGAGAAACAGAUCCAGAUGCCCACUGACUAUGCAGACAUCAUGAUGGGCUACCACUGUUGGCUCUGUGGGAAAAACAGCAACAGCAAGAAGCAAUGGCAGCAGCACAUCCAGUCGGAGAAGCACAAGGAGAAGGUCUUCACCUCAGACAGUGACUCCAGCUGCUGGAGCUACCGCUUCCCCAUGGGCGAAUUCCGGCUCUGCGAGAGGUUCCAGAAGAACAAGACCUGUCCUGAGGGAGAGGAGUGUCGCUAUGCCCAUGGGCAGGACGAGCUGACAGAGUGGCUAGACCGGAGGGAAGUGCUGAAACAGAAACUGGCCAAAGCUCGCAAGGACAUGCUGCUCUGCCCCAGGGAUGACGACUUCGGGAAAUACAACUUCCUAUUGCGGGAUGACGUAUAGUGUGAGCUGGGGGGAGUCUGUCAGCUGCAGAAACACGGGGUGGGUUUUCUGAAUGGCGGUAGCAGGGAGAGCGAGAUCUCUGUCUCGCAGAGAACUUUUUCUUUUCUUUUGUUUUAAGAUUAUGAGACAAUGAUUUAUUAGUGAAUGGAUUUGUGAAUUUGAUUCUCGUUGGCCAGCGACACCACGCUCACUGAGUUUGUGAUCCAUCUUCUCUCUCUUCUUUCUCCCAAAUUCUCCUUCCACUUCAUCUUUUUGUUUUCACUGUCCUUCAUUCAAAGGAAUUAAUUCAGUCUGUACUGGGCUGCAAAUCAGAGAAUUUCUCCUUCUGUCAUUCUUCUGUCUUUCAAUUCAGAGUAUGACUGCAGAGGUCUGGAGGACAGAGCCGAGAGAGAGGGACAGAAAAGUUGUGGAUGCCCCAUCCCUGGUACUGGUCAAGACCAGGUUGGAUAGAGCUCUUAGCAAUGUGGUCUAGUGGAAGGUGUCCUUCUAAAUGACAGGGGGAUUGAAACUAAAUGAUCUUAUGGUCCCUUCCAGCCCAGACUGUUCUAUGAUUUUAUGAAAUCUGGUGAAAAGGUGACCAUGAAUUUCGUAUGUUCCUUUUCUCAGUGCUGCAGACUAAGCGUCACUUACUCUGCUGCAGCCCUCUUGCUCUUCUGGGAGUUUUGUACCAGAAGGAGUUGUGGUGCAAAGAAGGAAAACCACUAGAUUUGGCUUAAGAGAUCUAGGCUUAUGCUCUAGCUGUCUGUAUUGCCCUGAGGCAUCAACUGGUGCUGAGGAGGAUAACAGCUGUGUGGUAUAAGGAGCGCAAAGUAAAAGGAGCAAAGUAAUGAAACUGCUUGCAGCAGCAGGAACCAGGUUGUAGGUGACUGUAAUCAGAAAGCAAGUUGGUGACUUCUCAUUAGAAGUCUUUUUUAGUGCGUGGCAGGUGUUCAGGGCAGAUAGCUUGGGUUUGUUUUUUUGGCUGGUGUGACUGGUGCAAGUAAAACAGAACCCAUCUAGGAGGUGUAGCGGAAUCUGUGAUGCAGUGUGUGUCACUGAGUCCACACAGCAGUAUCAGUCAGGAGGGAGGUGGUCACCAAAAGGAGCCUGUGUUUCUGUGUUGCCUUGUGUCCUGAAGAGAGGGAGGGAGGGAGGUAAUGAUGUUCUUUCUCACUCUUUAAAUGGCAUGUGUUUCUGGUUACUUAGAGCUGCAUUUUUCCCUGCACUGCCAGAAGAACUGGGUGGGGACCCAUUUAAAAGGACACCAUUGCGCAGCACAGGAAACGUUAAGCUAAUGGGAAUCCAGCUGGAAGCGCUUACCAGUACCAGAGGUCCAGCCCCCUCCUCCUCAGAGCCAGAGCAGGGAGCUCGCGGAUGCACAGUGCAACCAGGAUGCAACCCAGAGCAGGGACAGUGGUGGAGGAGUGGCACAGCAGGACCCAGCCACGGUCUGCUCUUGUGCUGCCUGAUGUGUGCUUUGAUGAGUAACCAGUAAUGCUGAACUCUGGGACAGAAGUUUUGCUUUUAGAAGGGGCAGCAGUGAGAAGCGGUGCUGCUCCGCAUGCCAGCCUUGUCCUUUCUGUCAGUCUCAUCCUGUAAGCAGUAAACAUGCUCCCUGUUCUGAGCUUCCCUCUCCUUCUCUCUUCUGCAGUCCAGCUGUGCUCUGCAGUUUUGCAUGCAUGGAUGGCACCAUCCAAUCAAACACAAACACAUCUCCCUCCCAGCCUUUGUCAGGGAUGCCUUUUUCAUACAGGUUCUCCUGGGACAGCAGUCUAGGAGCCCUUGGGGCUGGUAGGGCUGUAUCCAUGGUAAAUACAAUCUGGCCAUGAACUGCUUGGUGUCUUAGCAUUGCUGCAUCCUCCCAUUCCUCUCUGCUCCCAUAUCCUUGGGGUUCAAAGCUUCAGAAGAGAUGGGAUGUGGAAAUCGGGAGACGUGGAGAUGGUGUGGGGCAGCUGUCACCUUUCUAAACCAGCCUUCAGGAGGGUGCUUCAGCUCCACUGGGACAGUUAGGGUCCAGUUAUGGAGCAGAGUGCUGGAAUCUUUCCAGAGAUGCAGUGUGCUCUAAGUAAACUGAAUGCACUUCUGCACUUAGAAUCAUUAAGUUGAAAAAGACCUCAAAGAUCAUCAAGUCCAGUUGUUAACCUGGCACUGCCAAGUCCCAGACUAAACCGUGUCCCAAAGUGCCACAUCUACAUGUAUUUUUAAAUACCUCUGGGGAUGGGGACUCGGCCUCUUUCCUGGGCAACUUAACCACUUUUCUGCUAAGUUGUUUUUCCUCUCCCUUAAAAUAUGGAUGGUAGUCUCUGGUUUGCUAUGAGCAAUAUCAGACAUGGCAGUUUUUGAGUGGUCAGGUGCUGUAUUUUCUCCUCUGUUCUUUGUGGUAGCUACAGUACCUUCUCCUGGUCAUCCUUGUGCUCAAGUGGUCCAGCUUUUAGAGAUGGGAGGAGACAGGCAUCAGCUCCUGGGUUAUCUUCUUCUGCUCAUCUUGGGCAGAGAUGCCAAGGAAGGAAAUCUGGAUUGGGGGACACUGGAAUGUGUUUUUUAUUUUUAAAACAAACCUUCAUCUCCAGUGUGACUCUAGCGUUCGCUGAGCCGUGAUUUCUCAUGUAACCUAAACAAGCUACAGAGUGGGUCACUGUCCCUUCUCCCCGUCUCUGCAAUGAGAGCUGAGCUGCUCAGUGGGGCUUCAGAGGUUCGGGCUGGGGCCGAGAUGGGGAGAGGGUGAGGUGAGGUGAGGGAGGCCCACAGUCAUGGGGUUUGCAUCAAGUGUCUCUUUGUUUUCCCUGAUAUGAUAACCUGGUCUGUGGUGUUGCAGUACUUCGUCACCAGACUUGUUUUAGUGUGUAUAUAUGUGACCCUUCCCAUGAAGCAUAUAUACACAGGUAUUAAAUAUAUCGCUCUAUAUAAUAUUAUAUGUGUGUGGUAUCGAAGGAAUCUUUUAAAUGAGGGUAAAGGCAAAGGACUCAGGCCAGGAAACGCAGCAUCUCCAGUUUAAUUAUGAAGCCUUGUAUUUGGGAUAGGGAAAGGGAAAUAAGAAAAGAGGGGAGGGUUUUAUAUAGAUAGGUAUAAACUUUGAGAUGGGACAGAUUUCCCUGUUCACAUUUUUGAAACCCUUUAGGAUGUCCUUGCAGUCCCAUCUCAGUUAGAGAGUAUUAUACUGCUAACUAGUGAGUAAAGUUUUAAUAUAAGGCUUUGCUUAUAUUAUUUAAAGGGACAUUGUGAAAGGCAGGAAGUUUCACACUUGACUUCCCAGGCUUGCUUUAUCAGGCCAAGAGGGUUUUCUUCAGCACAUUAUGUGCUCUCAGCAGAAAUGCUCAGUGCUCACAACUCUACAGCAGAUAAACCACAAAUUGUAGAGGCUGCUUUAGUGGUGUGUUCAAAAGACCCUGUGAUAACUCUCUCUUCUUUAUUUGUGUGAGAGAAGAAGAAGAAAAUUCUGCAGCACAGAACCAAAUUCGAGGGUUUUUAACAAAGAAAGUGAUGUUUUAAUUUUAUAACAUUAGAAGAAAAUCUCAUAAUCUGUAAAAUAACCACUGACAUUCACACAGAGCAGAAACUUACUAAAUGCUGAAGAACUUAGUGAAAAUCUUUUCCCAAAUUCCUUGGUAGGGGUAGGGAUUUAGGUGACACUGGCAUUGGAGUUAACCAGGCCUUUACAGGGAGAAGUAAAAAAAAACCCAACAAAACAACAACCAACAAAAGAUACCCUACUUAGCUUGUAUGAAACUGUAUGUCAAAAAUUGAUGGGUUUUAGCAAGUGAAAGGAAAAGAUAGCAAGGGGAUGCUGCAGUUCUGAGCUGGGUAGUAAUGAUUUUGAGUCCUUUAAUAUGUCUUCAUGUUAAUAUAAUUUAAGAAUACCACGCUUUACUAUUAAAAAGAACUUAGUAUCUUUCAUAAGGUCUAGUAUCAGGAUAAAUAUGUAGAUGUUUUAACAACAUUUUUGUUUUUGUUCUUAAAUAAAGAAAGAAAAACCAAACUUGCUUCUUUUAGCCUUUGUAAUAGAAAAUAAAAGUGUGCACUUUAAACCCUC
This is a messenger RNA of Onychostruthus taczanowskii (white-rumped snowfinch), 11193 nucleotides long. It is a transcript of the gene ZC3H7B, whose product is annotated as zinc finger CCCH-type containing 7B. Gene Ontology annotation, biological process: miRNA processing. The transcript is spliced from 23 exons. Bases 4098 to 7184 code for a protein of 1028 amino acids. The record is from RefSeq and is a predicted model, not a curated record. Lineage: Eukaryota; Metazoa; Chordata; Aves; Passeriformes; Passeridae. Gene Ontology annotation, molecular function: metal ion binding; miRNA binding; protein binding.